AUGUUGAAGAUAUCCAGAGUAUAUUUUUUACUAAUCACAUUUUUUGUAACCAUUACUUCUUCUAAUAAUGCCGUCGGUUAUGUGGGACCAGCUUGUGUAGUAGUUGUAAGUAAUGAAGUCUAAAACAUUUUCAUAAUUUUAGGAAGAUCUUCUGUAUUUGCAUGGAUCUUACACGAGAAGAUUAAAUUCAGAAGAAGUACUGGCCUUUAAAAAGUAUCAGAAUACCCUCAGUCUACUCAAACAAUUAAAGGAAGCCGUUUCCAAAGGGGCUACUCUGCUUAAUAAUGGGAGUAUCAGCCUUCCAAAACCAGUGAUCCCCAACUUCUGUGAAGGCUUUGGAGAUGAUGUGGAAGUUGUUUUGGAUGGAUGUGUGGUCAGAGUAAGUAGCAGACAGUUGAUUUAUACAUCUUAAAGCAAAAUUUUGUAUUCAUUGACAAUCGAUUGACUCGAGAGUUGAAUAAUGUGGAAAGACAGAAGAUUCUCCUGGUUCUCGAGAGUUUUAAUACUCAAAAUUACCGUCAGAAACGAGAUUCCCAGAACUCGACCGUCACUUCAACUACCCCAAUUCUAUCGGGCGAUGUAACCGAGGCAUCUCCAACUUCUGUUGAACCGAGUACAACAACUGUAGCCCCGAUCUCCGACGAACUCAAGGAAUUGUUAAGUAAAUACUUUAAUGUAAACGGAAAUGUGACCGACCGCUUUCUCCCGGUCGCUCAAUAUUCUCCGGUGGUCAAUCAGUUGCUGAAUCGACCACAAUUAAAGCCGUUUCAGAUGAGUCAUGAUGAUGUACAAGGUAUAACUGAUACUUCAGAUUAAUGUUUUCUUUUUCAGAUGAAGUCCAGAAGCAAAGAAUCCGGGAAUUUAUCCAUGAUCAUAUCAUGAAGUACCAAUCGAGAAGCCAGGCGACCACAACCACCACGGAGAUCCCUCAUCUGAUGAUUGAGAAUGUGGUGGGACCUCAAGGUAGGACCAGAUUAAUACUUUUUUAUAUUUACUGUAAUUCGAGUACUUUAGUGCCGCCCCCAACAGCAGAUCCAUUUGUGAUGCAACUCCUCCAACAGAUCCAAUAUAAUCGUCAAAUGGAGCUAUAUCAGCAACAACUUCAACAACAAGCAGCCAUGAACAAUCGCCCGCUCAACCCGAAGAUCCCCCGAUUCCCAGGAGCGGCUCCAAUGAAACCUGGAGAUACCCUCGAAAUCGGGGAUCAGACUUAUAUCGCGGUUCCUCUGACUACACAAAGUGGAGAAACUGUGGGAUUGGUGCCAUUAACAAGGUCAAGCACUCAUACCGUAACCAUGCUUCCGCCAAUGAGGUCUUGGAUGCGUAAUGGGGCGUCGGCUGGGCCUCAUCCAGAACAAGUCAGAUAUCAUCCGGGAAAGAGGAGACCCCAAUUCCUUCAAGUUCCUACUCAUGUUAAUGGAGUUCCCCUUCCUCAUGAGAUCUGCCGAGUGGUUUUGAACCCAUCUGUGUGA
Molecule: messenger RNA, 1472 nt
Organism: Bursaphelenchus xylophilus (pine wood nematode)
Lineage: Eukaryota; Metazoa; Nematoda; Chromadorea; Rhabditida; Aphelenchoididae
Source: the annotation of a GenBank genome assembly